This is a messenger RNA of Penicillium canescens, 1286 nucleotides long. RefSeq names its product pyridoxal kinase. Lineage: Eukaryota; Fungi; Ascomycota; Eurotiomycetes; Eurotiales; Aspergillaceae. Gene Ontology annotation, biological process: pyridoxal 5'-phosphate salvage. Bases 1 to 1113 code for a protein of 370 amino acids. The record is from RefSeq and is a predicted model, not a curated record. Gene Ontology annotation, molecular function: pyridoxal kinase activity. Gene Ontology annotation, cellular component: cytosol. The transcript has 6 exons.
AUGGAGGAUUCAUUGGUGCCCGAAACUCGGGUUCUUGCUGUAGCUAGCCAUGUGGUCUAUGGCCAUGUCGGAAACACAAUGGCAACAUUCGUCAUGCAAUCACUCGGCUGCGAAGUGGCCGCCUUGAACACUGUUCAUUUCAGCAACCACACCGGCUAUCGCCAAUUCAAGGGGACUCGUGCCACCGCCCAGGAAAUUUCAGACCUCUACCAGGGGUUGUGUCAGAGUAACCUCACAGACUUCGACGUCAUGUUAUCGGGCUAUGCCCCGAGUGCUGCAGCAGUCGAAUCAGUAGGCACCAUUGGCAUUGAUCUGCAGCAAAAGGCUGAAAAGAGGCCCGGCUCUUUCUUUUGGGUGUUGGACCCGGUUAUGGGCGAUCAAGGACGGUUAUAUGUCAACGACGAUGUAGUCCCGGCAUAUAAGAAGAUUGCUCCUUUUGCCGAUCUGAUCCUUCCGAACCAGUUCGAAGCCGAGGUUCUCUCCGGCAUCAAAAUCACCUCUCUUGCCACACUGGCGGAGGCCAUUACAGCCAUUCAUCGCAUCUAUUCAGUCCCCCAUGUCAUCAUCACCUCCGUUCAGCUCUUCAAGCUCUCCCAGUCUGGCUCCACCCCACCCCCGCCAGAGAAUUUCUUGACAGUAAUCGGCUCAACGACAAGAUCAGACGGCUCCCCGCGUCUCUUCCGUGUCGAUAUCCCCGCUCUUGACUGCUUCUUCAGCGGAACUGGUGACAUGUUCGCCGCAUUGACAGUCGCCCGACUCAGCGAAGCCGUCUCCGCUGCGGGCGAUAACCUCCGCGCCACCAAGUCGUGGGUGUCACCAGACAUCGUUGCAGCAACCGACCUCCCACUGGCGCAAGCAACCAUCAAAGUUCUCUCAAGCAUGCACAGCGUGCUGGAGCGAACCAUGGAAUCGCGCAAUGCCGAACUGGCUGUAGCUGUCCCCGCGCAUAACGGCGACCUGACUACCGAGGAGCAAGCGAAACGGGAUUAUCUUCGCCAAACCAAAGCCGCUGAAGUCCGGCUGGUCCGGAACACGCGAGUCCUACGUGAUCCCAAGAUCCAAUUCAAGGUGCAGGAUUGGCGAAAGGAGGACCUUCCAGCGCAUUUGCAAUAGGUGGUUUUCCUUUGAUCUCAUGAUGCAUACAUAACUUGCAUGCAACACGAUUGGACGAUGGAACUAGAGGCAUGGAAGUUCUGGUAAAGGCGGCAUAGAUGGUAUUACGGGUGGGUGGACUCAUUCUUCCAAAACCUUUCGGUCUGUACAUAGAUUCAGUUCUUAGAUCAAGC